AUGGGGUUCCAACAAUUCAUAUCUGAAACAAAUAUAGGAUAUGUAGGGGGAAUAUCAGUAGCAUGUAAAGAGGAGGAAUUAGAAAUUUCUAUUGGAAUCAAAGAUGAGCAGUAUGUGCAUGUUCAGGUGAAAAGUAAACAAGGGCAUGAAUGGCUAUUCACUGCUGUUUAUGCCAGUCCAAAUGAGCAGAAAAGAAGAGGUCUUUGGGAAAAGUUGAAGAUCAUAGCAGGUACAAUCAAUAUUUCGUGGCUUGUUGCCGGUGAUUUUAAUGAUAUUGCUUUUGCCAAGGAGAAGAAAGGAGGGAGUAUAGUCUCUGUGCGGAAAUGUAAAAUAUUUAGGGACAACAUGGAAGAAUGCAAUCUGACUAACAUGCAAACAAAGGGCCCUUACUACACUUGGAGAGGUCCUAUUUACCAUGGAGGGCAGAGAAUUUAUGAGAGAUUGGAUAGAGCCAUAAGCAAUGAGGCAUGGCGGUUAAUGUUCACGGAAGCACAUGUUAAGGUUCUAACUCGGGUUGAUUUUUCUGAUCAUCACCCGAUUAUGAUCAUGUUACAUUAUAGCAAGUAUGAGACGUACAAUAAACCGUUUAGAUUCGAAAAGUGCAUGGAUGGUGGAACAUAA
Messenger RNA from Vicia villosa (hairy vetch), 621 nucleotides. RefSeq lists its product as uncharacterized. Lineage: Eukaryota; Viridiplantae; Streptophyta; Magnoliopsida; Fabales; Fabaceae. The transcript has a single exon. Bases 1 to 621 code for a protein of 206 amino acids. Gene Ontology annotation, molecular function: catalytic activity. The record is from RefSeq and is a predicted model, not a curated record.